AUGGCGGUUAGAGAGGAUCUUAUCGACAAGGUGCUCUUCAAACCAUCUCAAUCGAUUUCAUUCGAUCCUGUGGACAAGAAGCAAAUGGUUCCGGUCGAGGUGGCGAACUUUUGCGAGACGGACGUGGCGAUCAAGUUCAGAAACACAGCGGUCAAGUCGUUUUACACAGUUCCGGUCAUGGCUAAGAUGCGCAGCAACGAGAAGAUGAUCUUUAAGUGCUAUUUCAACGGUUGCACCCGGGAGCAUGUUCCACACAAAAUUUGGUAUUUUUGGAUUCAUCUCGGGCGGAUUUCAUUCGUUUUUUCCUCAGGUUCGCCAUCACAAUUCUUGUUGUUGCGAGAGGCGUCGAAUGGGAAACGGUUUUCAAGAAAAGCAACGACAUUAAUCAGUACAUCAAUUACAAGCGCACAAUUCCAAUAGUUUUUAGCGGAAUGAAGGAGAAAGGCGGAAAGGGAACUCACAAUCAGAGUGCGUCAGGAGAGAAGGAUGAGGAGAAAGAAAAGGAGAAAGAAAAGGAGGACGAGAAGGGGAAGGAGGACGAGAGACAUCAGAAGAAGUACGAGUCUGAGUGGAUAUAA
Molecule: messenger RNA, 578 nt
Organism: Caenorhabditis sp. 36 PRJEB53466
Lineage: Eukaryota; Metazoa; Nematoda; Chromadorea; Rhabditida; Rhabditidae
Source: the annotation of a GenBank genome assembly